Molecule: messenger RNA, 420 nt
Organism: Wasmannia auropunctata (little fire ant)
Lineage: Eukaryota; Metazoa; Arthropoda; Insecta; Hymenoptera; Formicidae
Product: polyamine oxidase 1-like
Exons: 2
Molecular function (GO): polyamine oxidase activity
Source: RefSeq, a predicted model, not a curated record
GAAGCAAAAGUUGUGAUUGUUGGAGCGGGUUCCGCUGUCAUUGCUGCUGCCUCGAGGCUGUCGCAAAAUGGAAUGAAUGAUUUUGUGAUACUGGAGGCCAAUGAUAGGAUCGGUGGCAGAAUAUAUACCAAAGACUUUGGUAAAAAUGUGGUAGAUCUCGGAGCUCAAUGGGUCCUUGGAAAAUCUAAUGGAAAGCCUCUUAAAGCUAAAAACGUGGUGUACGAUCUUGCCUCCAAGCAUGGUCUGCUAAGUCCAGUGAAUCAAUUCGAUAAACGUGAAUUUGUCACUAUUAAUGGAAUAAUACCCGCCAAGGAAAGCAGCGAAGCUAUGUUGAUUCAUUCUAAUAUUCUGGAUAAUAUAAAGAAAAUAGAUUUCAAAGGAGAAAAAAAUACUUACGGAGAUUACUUAAUACAAGAGUGA